Ananas comosus (pineapple) is the source of this 1780-nucleotide messenger RNA. Its product is annotated as phosphoribulokinase, chloroplastic. NCBI's taxonomy places the organism in Eukaryota, Viridiplantae, Streptophyta, Magnoliopsida, Poales, Bromeliaceae. The transcript has 5 exons. Gene Ontology annotation, cellular component: chloroplast; cytoplasm. Gene Ontology annotation, molecular function: phosphoribulokinase activity; ATP binding. Bases 376 to 1611 code for a protein of 411 amino acids. The record is from RefSeq and is a predicted model, not a curated record. Gene Ontology annotation, biological process: carbohydrate metabolic process.
CCACACAUCCUCAGUUAGCGGAAGCCCAAUAACUCCCCCAACUUUGUCCGAACCUGCAAAGCAUCACAAAAACUUACCACCUUAACAUGUCACCAUAGCCACAGCUUCUUUUUAGAAAAUACAUAAAUGAAGGAAAAAAAAAAAAAGGAUUAAGUAUAACUGGAAAGGAAAAGGGACUAACUAACUGUUACUUAACAAAGAGCCUCCCUUGAAAUCAUCUGCGAAGGAAGAGGCCUGAAGGGACACACUCCUCUAUCCUUGUUAUAAUACCUUUCUCUCUCUCUCUCUCCACCCCUCUUAAUUCCUUUGCUCCCACAGAGGCCUGAAGGGAGAGAGGAAGAAAGGAGGAGGAGGAGGAGAAGGAGAAGAAGAAAGAUGGCAAUUUGCACAAUGAUCUACACUGCACCAACCCUCCACUCUCCAUACUCUUCCUUCUCCAGCCCGGCUGCAGGCAAAGCCCACCUCCUCGGCUUCCACCAGAAGCAGCUCAUCCUCUUCACCAGCGAGAGAAGAGCAGCAGCGCGGAGAAGCAGCAGCAGCUCGUUCGAGGUCUCCUGCGAGGCGAAGACCGUGGUGAUCGGUCUCGCGGCGGAUUCCGGCUGCGGGAAGAGCACCUUCAUGAGGCGGCUGACGAGCGUGUUCGGCGGCGUGGCGGAGCCACCCAGGGGGGGGAACCCGGACUCUAACACGCUGAUAAGCGACGUCACUACGGUGAUAUGCUUGGAUGAUUAUCACUCGUUGGAUCGGACCGGGCGGAAGGAGAAGGGCGUGACGGCGCUGGACCCGCGAGCCAACAACUUCGAUCUCAUGUACGAGCAGGUGAAGGCGAUAAAAGACGGGAAAGCCAUCGAGAAACCGAUUUACAAUCACGUCACCGGCCUGCUCGACCCGCCGGAGCUCAUCCAGCCGCCGAAGAUCCUCGUCAUCGAAGGAUUGCACCCAAUGUACGACGCCCGCGUGAGGGAUCUACUGGACUUCAGUAUCUACUUGGACAUCAGCAAUGAUGUUAAGUUUGCAUGGAAAAUUCAGCGAGACAUGGCGGAGCGAGGGCACAGCCUUGAAAGCAUCAAAGCUAGCAUUCAAGCCCGGAAGCCCGACUUCGACGCUUAUAUCGAUCCGCAGAAGAAAUAUGCCGAUGCGGUGAUUGAAGUUCUGCCGACUCAACUGAUUCCCGGUGAUAACGAAGGGAAGGUGCUACGGGUCCGACUAAUAAUGAAAGAAGGGUUGAAGUACUUCAAACCUGUUUACCUCUUUGAUGAAGGAUCAACCAUCAACUGGAUUCCCUGUGGGAGGAAAUUGACCUGCUCGUACCCUGGUAUCAAGUUCUUCUACGGUCCGGAUAGUUACUUCUCAAACGAGGUUUCGAUGCUGGAGAUGGAUGGGCAAUUCGACAGAUUAGAGGAGCUCAUAUAUGUGGAGAGCCAUCUGAGCAACCUCUCCACCAAAUUUUACGGAGAGGUGACACAACAAUUGCUGAAGCACUCAGAUUUUCCGGGAAGCAACAACGGUACAGGACUCUUCCAAACAAUCGUUGGGUUGAAGAUAAGAGAUCUCUACGAGCAACUCAUUGCGGAGACCGCAGCAACUCCAGCUGAAGCAGCCAAAGUUUAAUUUUGGUUAAGUUUUCUAAAUCAAGGAGUUUGAGUUUUCAGAGCAUGUUUACCAACUUAAGAUGAAAACAACCACAUGUAUAUUUAUUGUAAUUCACUUUGGAAUGUGUAAUACGGAGAAGGGAAGAAGGACAUUGCAGAAAAAAAAAAGAAGAAAUUAUAAACUAAUA